CAUAGUCCAAAGCUCUGUGCCUGAUAAGGCAGUAUAGUAUAGAUUGUGGUUUCUAAAAUCUUUUGACCUCCAUAGCCUAUAGCUCUGAGAAUCCAAGUUUCAGAGUGUAAAACAGAAGAGAAAUGGCAUACAACAUAGGCUCUGCCUCUCUCUCCCAAGAUCCCCAGCUCUUCUGCAACUCUCUCCAUCCUGCCCACUUUCUCCAACUCUCUCCCAAACCCAAACCCUGCACUCUCUCCUUCAGAAUCCGCAGGGCCCCUUCCCUCCAGAUCUCCCAAGUCUCCGUGCAAGAACCGACUCAGACUUCAAAAAGAACUUCAAAUUCUCAGCACCCAGACGAAAAGACUAAAUCUUCGUCAAAAAUCAACGUCUGGAUCAAUCCCAAUAGCCCCAGAGCUUCUAAGCUAAGACAGAUUAGUAAUGAUUUCAAGUACUCUUCUCUGGUGCGUAUUUCGCAAUCUUUGGAUUCUUGCAGCGCAAAUGAAGGAGAAGUGUCGAGCGUGCUGUCUGCUUUGGGGGAUAAAGCAGUAGAACAAGACGCUGUGGUUAUUCUUAACAAUAUGUCGAACCCUGAUACAGCGCUUCUGGCACUCAAUUACUUCCUGCGGACGAUGAAAUUGAGAAAGGAAGUGAUUCUGUAUAAUGUGACUUUGAAAGUGUUGAAGAAGAAUAAAGAUUUGAGUCGUGCGGAGAAACUGUUUGAUGAAAUGCUUGAGAGAGGAGUUAAGCCAGAUAAUAUUACGUUCUCAACCAUUAUUAGCUGCGCUAGGCUCAGUUCUCUGCCUGAAAAAGGUGUGGAGUGGUUCGACAAGAUGCCUACGUUUGGGUGUAAACCGGAUAUUGUUACUUACUCGGCCAUGAUUGAUUGUUAUGGAAGGUCAGGGAAUGUGGAUAAGGCGUUGAGCUUGUACGACCGUGCAAGGGCAGAGAAAUGGCGUAUUGAUGUCGUAACGUUCUCCACAUUGAUGAGGAUUUAUGGUGCUUCUGGCAAUUUUGAUGGGUGCUUGAAUGUGUAUGAGGAAAUGAAGGCACUUGGUACCAAGCCUAAUUUGCUUGUGUAUAACAAUUUGUUGGAUGCCAUGGGAAGAGCUAGGAGGCCAUGGCAGGCUAAGAACAUCUACUUGGAAAUGGUACAAAAUGGGUUCCAACCAAAUUCGUCUACCUAUGCUGCACUGAUUCAGGCAUAUGGCAAGGCUCGAUAUGGUGAAGAUUGUAUAAAUGUGUAUAGAGAAAUGAAGGGGAAAGGAAUGGAAUUGAAUACUGUUUUGUAUAAUACCCUGCUUGCGACGUGUGCUGAUCUGGGAGUGACAGAUGAGGCAAUUGAAAUUUACAAGGAUAUGAAGAGUUCAGAAAUGUGCAAGCCUGACCAUUGGACAUAUUCUUCUUUGAUCAAAAUAUAUUCUUGCAGUGGGAAGGUCUUAGAGGCUGAAGCCGUAUUGGAUGAAAUGGCAGAAGUAGGGUUAGAGCCCGAUAUUUUUGUCCUAACCUCACUACUUCAAUGUUAUGGGAAGGCUAAUCGGUUAGAUGAUGUCGUGAGGACAUUUGAUCGGCUGUCAGGCUUAGGUUUGAGCCCCGAUGAGCGAUUUUGCAGUUGUCUUCUCAACGUGCUGGUCCAGAUACCCAAGGAAGAAAUGUAUAAAUUGUCCGAUUGCAUUGAGAAGGCCAACCCAAAGCUCGGUUACAUUGUGAAACUCCUGAUGGAUGAAGAGAAUGCUGAAGGUGAGGUUUUAAAGAGGGAAGCUGAAGAACUCUUUAAUUCUAUUGGUACUGUUUUCAGAAAAGCUUAUUGCAGCAGCUUUAUUGAUAUCUGUGUGAACCUUAAUCAAAUCAAAAAAGCUUGCGAGUUGUUAGACCUUGGAAUAGCGCUUGAUAUCUACACUAAUAUACAAUCCAAAGAACCUACUCGGUGGUCGUUGCAUCUGAAGAGCCUGUCCUUUGGGACAGCACUGACCGCAUUUCACGUCUGGAUGAAUGACUUGAACGAAACGGUUGAAAAUGGCGAGGAGCUUCCACCGGUGCUUGGGAUCAACACGGGACAUGUCAAACACAAAUAUUCUAAGAAAGGUUUGAAAGGUGUAUUCGAGUCGCAUCUAAAGGAACUAAAUGCUCCAUUUCAUGAGGCACCACACCUGCCUGGCUGGUUUUUGACAACAAAUAUUGCAGCAAUGUUGUGGUUGAAAUCUAGAGAUUCUGACCAGGCUGUUCCUGCUAAGGAGUUGGUUCUUAAUAGACCUUAACAUUUGGCUUAUAUUCUUCUUCUUUAAAUUAUAUGCAUAGAGUAAACUUUGCCGAAUCUUAUUUGCUCUCGGGAUGCAUUCUAUUAUGACUAUAUGAUAUGUACUUCUGACUUCUGAGAUGAGCAAUGAAGGUAUAAAAACAGGCUGAUAUUCAACUCCUGAUUAUUAUAAUUUUGAAUUU
This is a messenger RNA of Ipomoea nil (Japanese morning glory), 2418 nucleotides long. Its product is annotated as pentatricopeptide repeat-containing protein At4g16390, chloroplastic. The coding region runs from base 123 to 2237 and encodes 704 amino acids. The record is from RefSeq and is a predicted model, not a curated record. The transcript has a single exon. Gene Ontology annotation, cellular component: chloroplast. Gene Ontology annotation, molecular function: protein binding. Lineage: Eukaryota; Viridiplantae; Streptophyta; Magnoliopsida; Solanales; Convolvulaceae.